ACACUUUAUUUUACUGGCAAGAUAAAACACAAAAAACAGUUACAAUUGAUUAUUUUGUUUUGUUUUCCGUGUUAGCAUUCUAGCUAACAUGAUAAAUGCUGUUUAAUCUUUGUUAACACCGAUUUAGAAAGACCAAAGACCCUGCAGAAACACCAAUAAAUUAAAAAAACAAACAAAAAAAAAAAAACAUAAAAAGGAAACCACUUAGCUAACCGUUAGGUAAGGGAGUUGCUAGCAGGAUACAACACUCAGCCAUUGUCACCCUCAGAUUCAGUUCUCCAGAGUCAAACAGACCAGAAUGGACUUGUUCUUUGAAAGCCUCCCCUCAACCUCCCAGUCCUCUCCUGAGAACGGCCAUGAAGACUCACAAAUGACAGAAGACACAGACCAUGAUUCAUCAAGAGGGACUUCCUUAAGUGUGAGCAUGACUGAGAUUCAGGAGCAGCACACCAGCUCCAGCAUAGAUGAUGUCAGCAGAAGAGUGCAGGAGCUGGUCGAAAAGAUUAACGACAGCCGUACCAGUGACCAGAGAGUGAUGGACAGCUUUCAGGAGAAGUUAGUGGAGAAGGUGAAAGAGAUAUGCCAGCAGAUGAAGGAGCACAUGUACACAGUCUAUGAAGAGAACAGUAAUGAGAUGCAGGUGAAGCUGCAGGAGUUGACGGAGGUGCUGGAGAACUGCACUAAGCUCAACAAUGAGCUCCUGGAAGCCAAUCAAGCGCUGGCCAGUCUCAGAGAGGGCCUGGCCAUUAGUCAGACAUCAGAUCCCUGACAAACUAGCUAAUGUUUUGUCUGCUAUUUUAUUCUGUGUUCAGACCAGUUGAAUUUGUCUGUCCACAUGUUUAGAGUGGGUAAGAUUACUCCUUUUGUUUCCUGUUCUUCUUCCUGUUUUUCCAGGAAUACACUGUUGACUGCGUCUUUGUUUCCAUAACAGUAGUCCAGGCUACAGCUCAUGUUUGCAGUAAAAGAAUGCAAAAACAAAAGUUGAAGCCAUGUUUAUUCAGUGUUCUUUUGAAGUAUCUGUUGCUUCAGUAAAUACUACUAAAAUGAACACAAUAAACUGAAAUAUUUGGCUCUUAA
Molecule: messenger RNA, 1077 nt
Organism: Thunnus maccoyii (southern bluefin tuna)
Lineage: Eukaryota; Metazoa; Chordata; Actinopteri; Scombriformes; Scombridae
Gene: syce2
Product: synaptonemal complex central element protein 2
Exons: 5
Coding region: 299-769 (156 amino acids)
Biological process (GO): synaptonemal complex assembly
Cellular component (GO): central element
Source: RefSeq, a predicted model, not a curated record